Penicillium vulpinum is the source of this 534-nucleotide messenger RNA. Its product is annotated as MBL fold metallo-hydrolase. The transcript is spliced from 4 exons. The record is from RefSeq and is a predicted model, not a curated record. Lineage: Eukaryota; Fungi; Ascomycota; Eurotiomycetes; Eurotiales; Aspergillaceae. Bases 1 to 534 code for a protein of 177 amino acids.
AUGACUGAUCCCAACUUCCUCCACGCAGGCGACCAUGUCCACUUCGGUCCAGGCGUGUCAAGUGAGCGCCUCACUGAUCCAGCCGUCGACCUGCACGACCUCCCUCGGAUUGAUCUUGUUCUUCUCUCCCACUAUCACGAGGACCACUUCGAUAAAAGGGUCGAGGCUUCCUUGAGGCAUGAUCUACUCAUUAUCACUACACCACAUGCGAAGGAGCAUCUCACUUCCAAGAAACAGGACUCAUUUACAUCUGUGUCGGCGCUCGAUCCAUUUGAGUUAAUUGAGGUUAACAUUGAAGGCACGAAAGGGCCGGGACAGCCCCGACUACGUGUGACAGGAAUGCCGGGAAAACAUGUGCCUCCUAAUCGAGUAGUGGAGAAGCUCAACACGCUAGCCAAUGUGCUCCCGCCGACCAAUGGCUGGAUGCUCGAGCUAGGCUAUGACACCGAUACUGCAGACUUCUCCUGUGGUUAUCGCAUUUACAUAUCAGGAGAUACUGUGAUGGUAGACGAGCUGCACGAGAUUCCCAAGUGA